CAAAUUAGACGCCUAAUCUUUUCUCUCACCGUCUACUUGCACUUCUCUCGUUCAGUAUGGGUCGCUUGAGGCAGAAAGGAAACGCUGGUGCAGCUAAAGCAUAUGUUACUCGCUCCAUAGCUAUCAAGAAGCUUCAAUGCUCUCUUGCAGAUUUCCGUCGCCUCUGUAUUUUAAAGGGUAUCUUCCCCCGGGAGCCCAAAAGUAGGAAACGUGCCAAUAAAGGAUCUUCUGCCCCGACGUCCUUCUACUACGCAAAAGAUAUUGCUUAUCUGGCACACGAGCCUGUCCUUAAGAAGCUUCGGGAACACAAGGCCUUUGCUAAAAAGUUGUCACGAGCUCUUGGUCGAGGGGAAUGGAGCAGUGCUAAAAGUUUAGAGGAAAAUAAGCCAGUGUACAAGCUGGAUCACAUCAUCAAGGAAAGAUAUCCUACUUUCAUCGACGCAUUACGGGAUAUCGACGAUGCCCUUUGCAUGAUAUUUCUUUUUGCUUCGCUCCCUUCAAAUCCUCGUAUCCCCCCUUCCUUGGUCGAAAACUGCUCUCGGCUUGCGGCUGAAUGGCAACUGUAUAUUAUGCGCUCCCAUUCACUGCGAAAAGCGUUCUUGUCUAUCAAGGGUGUAUAUUACCAGGCUGAAGUUAUGGACCAAACCAUCACAUGGCUCGUACCCUAUCAAUUUACACAAAACAUCCCGGUCGAUGUGGACGUUCGAGUAAUGUUGACUUUCCUGGAGUUGUAUCAGACACUCCUUGGUUUCGUGUUCUUCAAGCUUUAUACAGACGUCGGUCUAGUAUACCCCCCACCUCUAGACGCAAAACGAGAUGAAAGUGCCGCCGGUGUCGGAGCUUAUCUUUUGCAGGAGGCGUCACAAAAAUCAGACAAGCCCGCAGUAACGAAGGUCAAGGUCGUGGAGGUCGAAGGCCGUCAGGUAUCAGGGAGGGAUGUUUACAAGACAAUCAAAAAUAUUGCUUCAUCAUCUUCUAAUGCAGAUGAUAUGGACGUUGAUGCACCCACUGUCGAAAAUAACUUUGGCGAAACCGAAGAGGAAUUUAUAGUCCAGCCUUCGAAAUCGGACGCUGAAAUGGCAUCAUCACUACCUACUCUACAAUCUUUAAAGGCUCUGCCUCAGUCGAUCAACACCUCGCUAUUUGCUCCUUACACCUUCUGGCUUUCACGUGAGACCUCUCGCCCAAUAUUCGAAUUCCUCGUGCGAUCGUUCGGUGGUAAAAUUGGCUGGCCGGCAUCAUCUGGCGGAGGCUCCCCAUUCGAUGAAUCGGAUGACUCUAUAACCCAUGUUAUCAUAGACCGGCCAGUGAUUGAACAACCCUCAGAAACUGAUGAACAACGAGAACGGCGGUUAAAGAGGAGAUAUGUUCAACCCCAAUGGGUUGUAGACUCAAUAAAUGCUGGCAAAAUUCUCCUGGAAGCGCCGUAUGCUCAAGGGCAAACUCUUCCUCCUCAUUUGAGUCCGUUUGGAGAAUACGAGGGUGCAUAUGAUCCGGCUGCACUCGCGAACGAGGAGGCUGCUGCAGAUGAAGAUGAAAGCGAGAUUGAGGGCGAGGAUGUCGAAAUUGAAGAUGCCGAUUUAGAGAACGAGGUUCUACAAGCAGUAGCCACUGCUGCUACGGAAGACUCCGCGACUUUAAGAGCCGCGGAACUAGCCGCGGAAGCAGCAGGCAUUGAUCCUAGUACAUUCGAAAAGGAGGUCGCGAAAUCGCGUCGCAAGUCGAAGAAGUCGUCAUCUAAUGGCGUUGACGAGGCGGAGACGGACAUGAACAAAAUGAUGAUGAGCAACAAACAAAAGAAGCUGUACGAGAAGGUGAAGCACAGCCAGGACAAGCGCAAUCUCGAGCGCUCAAAAUUGGAAGAAAAGAAGAAGAAUCUUCACAAGCAAAAACGCAAACUGGGUUAGACAUCAUAGAGUUGAUCUACAGUACAUUGUGGACACGUACAUCUUCACAUCUCUGCCACAUUUUUGUUGUAUGUAGUCAAUCUGGUAGAUCUUUCAAGUUGAGCUUUGAAGUUAGGGGCGUGAGAGCGCGUCACACGAGGUAGCGCUGUAAUUCGCGCAAGCCCAC
Lentinula edodes (shiitake mushroom) is the source of this 2073-nucleotide messenger RNA. Its product is annotated as Pescadillo N-terminus-domain-containing protein. The transcript has 5 exons. Gene Ontology annotation, cellular component: nucleolus; PeBoW complex. Gene Ontology annotation, molecular function: RNA binding. Gene Ontology annotation, biological process: maturation of LSU-rRNA from tricistronic rRNA transcript (SSU-rRNA, 5.8S rRNA, LSU-rRNA); ribosome biogenesis. NCBI's taxonomy places the organism in Eukaryota, Fungi, Basidiomycota, Agaricomycetes, Agaricales, Omphalotaceae. Bases 57 to 1907 code for a protein of 616 amino acids. The record is from RefSeq and is a predicted model, not a curated record.